AUGACGGUUCAGCUGGACUCUCCGACGAAAGAAAAGAGCCGCUAUGUCGAAAAGUAUCUACAGAGCCUUGGAUCUGCAGAAAAGAGUGGGACAAACAGUAGGACGCUGCUGCAGGCUUCCCCAGCAAAGAUAAACUCGAGCCCCCUGAAAGACGAAGCUAGCGCGGAGAAGAAGAGCGACAAGCCUCUGAGUAAGAGAACGGGGGGUUUUCAAGGUGGGACCAAGGUCAAAGGUGGCAUAUCCAACAACCCGUUCUUGCUGCAGGAUUCGGAAGUCAAACAUGAUUCCCCGAAUAUCAGUCCGGCUAGGAGCGCAGUGGCGAAGGGCAGCGCGAAAAAGCCACUGCAAGCCGCUGCUAAGACUAGACCUGAGAACGGCAAUGUGUCUCAACCGAAUGAGUCGCGGCGCGAAGCCGCGCAGCACGAGGUAUCGCCUAAAGCACAGAAAAAAGUGGACACUUCAGGCAUGUCGAGAGAGACGCUACGGUACUACGAAUUUCUCUGUAGAGUUGGAGAGGCAAAACGUUGGAUUGAGGAUGUGAUCGGCGAGACGAUACCUGGAGAACUCGAGUUGGCAGCUGGUAAUUCAAUGCGCGACGGCUAUUUUUUGGCGAAGGUCACUCAAACGAUUAAACCUGAUCUUGCACCUACAAUUGUACCUCCUGGUCGGUUGCAGUUCAAGCAUACACAGAAUAUUAAUGCUUUUUUUUCGCUGAUGGAUUUGGUAGGCGUACCGGACCUAUUUCGAUUUGAACUGACCGACCUAUACGAGAAGAAAGACGUUCCAAAAGUUUUUGAGACUUUACAUGCAGUCGCGAACAUUCUCAAUAGUAGGUUCCCCGGCGAGAUUCCUGAAAUUCACAACCUUUCUGGGGUACUGGAGUUCUCUCCCCAGGAACUGAAAGAAUGUAAGCAGAAGCUCCCUAAUGUUCGUAACUUUAGGUCAUUCAAAGCAGAUGGUGCAACCAACGCUUCUUCGGAAAAGCUUCCCCGCAAUGAGGGCUUAAUAAAAGAUUGGAAUCCUAGGUCCCGAGAGCUAGAACCAGCGUUAGUACUAGGCUCAAAAGGAACUGCUCCAGAUGAAGACGAAAAGUUUGUGGUGGAAGUCACCCCGGAACCUGAGCCUGAACCCGAGCCCGAGCCCGAGCCCGAGCCCGAGCCCGAGCCGGAACCAAAACCAGAAUCCAAGCUUAACCCAGAACCAGCUCCAAAGCCCCAGGCACAACCAGCUCCGCCAGAGGUCAUUGUCGUGAAUGAUGUGUCGCCGAAGGUUCCGGACAGACAGAUGCCAACACUGGAGGCACAGCGAGUACCUGACUUACUGCACAUGGAUCAUUCUGGAAUGGCUAACGGCUUCCCAAGGACUCCCGAGAGGCAAUUAAAUGGAUCGUAUUUAUAUUCACAGAGGUACAUUUCCCCGCAAUAUCCCGAACGCUCUUUUAUGGGAUCUCGAACCGCUUCUAUAUUAUUAUCUGAUCCUUUGCUAAGGACGGCCAAUACCAACCUCACUUACAGUCCAAGUAAGAAUUUCUCUUAUUAUUCCCCCAGUAUAUCAAGAAGGAUUUCCUAUAGAACGGAUUCAAUGAAAUCUCUAGAUAGAGAACACCUAUUAUACAACCACUACCUUUCAAAUUAUCCUCCUUACUCACCAGCAAGAAGGCAGCGGAUGUCAGAGGAUCAAUUUUUGGAUAUUGUGUUCCGUAUACAGGCGAUAUCUAGAGGGGCCAAUUUGCGCUAUGGAAUAUAUUUAAAGAAAAAAACAUUCGAGCUUUUUGAUGAAGAAAUCUCAAUAUUCCAGGCUUGGUGUCGUGCUGGAUCUCUUCGAAAACAAUAUUCAUUGAAACUAAGGCCCGUAUUAUCCGCUGAGUCCGAAGCCCAAAUUUUUUCACUCCAGUCCUAUAUUUCCGGCUACAUAUACAGGUCUCAUCUCGACAUUCUGCAAUUAAGAUGUCUGAAGAAUGACAUGGUUAUACGAAGGUUCCAAAAUAUCGUAAAAUCAGUCCUUUUGCGGCGAGCAUCACGGGAAGCGUUAACCAAAAUAUCUUUGUGCAGAGCUCCAUUAACCAAAUUACAAUCAUAUAUCCGGGGUUCUAAACUUCGUACAGACUUCGAUUACACUUACUCGAAUUUAAGGCGCGUGCAUUAUGAAGUGAUCCAUUUCCAGGCUCAUUGUCGUGGCUUAAACGUUAAGACGAGAUAUAAUUACGAGAUACAGUGUAGUUCUAUUCAUCGUGGAUUAUUGGAGGAAUGUCAGGCUACUUUGCGGGGUAUUGCACAGAGGAGAAAACUAUAUGAUACCUUGUUUGAGAUAGAUUUCUACGAUCUAGCCUUAGAUCACUUCAGUGCUGUCAUAAAAGGUGGCAAAGUCAGACACCAAUUGGAGGCCGUCAACCAGUAUCGUGAUUCUACCGAUCCGCUGACUUAUCUACAGGCUAGAGUUAGAGGUGUUCUCGCAAGAUUCGCGGUUGAAUUAAUCAAUGAUGCCGUGGAGUUGUACUCAAUUAACCAAUUCCAGGCAAUGCUACUAGGAGGUAAGCUGCGCUCUGAAUUACUAGCGAGCAGAAGGUAUUACAGGAAUAAUGUCCGUGUUGUCGUCCAGAUUCAGAGUGCAAUCAGAGCUUAUCAAAUGAGCAGUGCUUAUCAUGAACUUUUGAACUCCACUACUCCUAGCCUCUGGGCUGUCAAAAAGUUUGUCCAUAUACUCAAUGAAAAUGAGACAGACACUUUAUACUCCCAACUGCAUAAGAAGAAGGCCUUAGUGAAUGAUUGUAACGGUGAAAUCUGUCGUCUGCAGUCUACCAUCAGGACUUUGAUAACCAAGAAGUCAUUAUUGGAACAUAGAGGAAUUCAGGUAAGCAGAUAUCUAUCGCAAGCUGGAUUGAAGAGUCUUGAAAGGUUUUCAGUUGAGCGGGCCUCAAAGGAUGUAAUGCAACAAAAUUCUCUUUACGAAAGAAUAUGCUACCUGUUGCAAGUUGACUCUUUUUAUUGGAAAUUACUCUUCAAACUGGAGCCAUAUUCGUGCAUCAAUUUCUUGCCGAAACUCUUUUCCCCCACCAGUGGUAAGAUUUCGCACCGUGAAAACCUGCUAUUUAUCAAAAUGAUAAUGGAUUUGAUGCUUGAUGAAUUAGACGAGACGCCAACAGACUUUUUUUUAUCAUCCAGAAAUUCAAAAUCCCCAUGGCGUCUAUUGUUAGCUGAAUAUCUGCCCCGGCAUAAAAACUCAGAUACCGUAUACCUAUUCGGUACUGUUCUGGAGAGCCUCUCGGAACCAGGCACCGACUUUGAAAGUGUCCCCGCAAAUAUAUGGAAAUUUCUGCAUCCUGGUGAACCGAUGGUCGCUUCGCACAUUGCGAUAGAUGAUCCGUUGACGAAUGCGAAAUAUGUAGAGAAUAUGAUGAAUAUUUGGAACACUACCGAAUCGGUUAGGAAUAUCCUCAUGGUAAUGAUCGAUUCCAUCCCUAUGGAGAUAAAAUAUCUAUGCACGAAGGCUUUUAGGGCAGUUGCAGAUAGAAGCACUGAUAUUUAUGAUCCGCUGAGAGCUAUAUCCAUGGUUCUCAUUGAGCACUUUGUGAACGGGUUUUUCAUGAAUCGGGCAUCUUAUGGGUACCAGGAUGAUGUUCAAGAUUUGGAAGACAAAAUUCAGGUACUAUGCAGCGCUCUUUCAACCAUUUUCAAUUUACGGGAAUUUAACGGCUAUUAUUCUUCAUUGACACCUUAUGCCGAGGCUAUUAAACCUGAUGUUGUUCUUUUAUUGAAAAGUAUGUUAAUUUCGCCAGAUUUUGAAAACGAAUGCGAUAGUAUUGUGUAUAGGGACAUGGGAUCUACCGAAAGACCAUUCAUGGUCAUGAAACAGGAGUACCUGGAAAAUAUGAUUAAAACAUUUAUCUCUCAUCAAUCAAUAUUUCCACAUGAUGAUGCUAUUGUCGAACUAUUGAAGCAGAUGGAAAAGAUUUUUGAAACCUCAGUCACAAAGAUGUCCGGCGUAGUCGAAGUUGAACUUGACCCUACGGUAUACCACGUCCCCCUUGAGGAUGAUAGGUCCGCCUUACUGUACAAUGAGACCAAAAGAGGUAUUUCUUACUUGAUUCAAGUAGAGGAUGUUGAGACAAACCUAAAUGACUUGCUCACUAGUUCUGUCUUCCCAGAAGAUGAUAACGUCUUUACUCAAUUAUUGCUAAAGUAUCCUGCUGUCAGGGAAGAUCUUGCUAAGAAAAAUUUGGAUAACACUGGGUACGUUACAUUUAAGAAGCAUGUUAUGCAAAGGGUCAAGGAACUGAAGCAUCUCGGUAUUAUUGACAGCGCCAAUAAUUACCAAUCUGUCCUCAAUGAUAUUGCAAACACAAUUAGGUCUCGAUCCUACGUCGGGCAUAUGAAUGAACGCGAGUUAAUAUUCAUGAAUGAUGUUUACGAACAUCUGAAACAAAAGGAAAAUUACAUGAGCUUAUUGUCGCAAGCGCUAUCUACUGCAGUAAGCAAAUCAGUUAAACAGAUUCAGAAAUGCGGACACUAUCAGCCCAUAAGAAAGAGCGGGCUCGGUAAUAAAAUUAAGGAUGCCUAUAGGAGAGUACAAGGUAAACACUCAGAUACCCCUAAUGGUAUCCACUAUACAUGGUCAGCUCGGCAGCUUUAUGAACGUGGGGUAUUGCGGGAUAUCAAGGGUGAAAAUUUGAAGGAUAUUGCAGUAACUUUCUUUGGAUCGAACGCGCCACGCUUUCCAGAUAUAAGUUUCAGGAUUGCGACACAGAAUGGCGAAAUCUAUAAUGUUGAUAUGUUUGUUGGCAGAAAACGCAACAUGAAGUACCGUGAAGUUAUCAAAUUCAAGGAACUACUGGAUAAGGAAUCAGAAGAUCCAGAAAGCACCAUAGUGCUUAUGCGUGGUAGGAGCGCAACUUUUAAAAUAUCAGCGCUAAUAGACCUACUUUGUGAAGUGUUUUUUAGGUAA
This is a messenger RNA of Eremothecium gossypii ATCC 10895, 4941 nucleotides long. It is a transcript of the gene IQG1, whose product is annotated as Iqg1p. The transcript has a single exon. NCBI's taxonomy places the organism in Eukaryota, Fungi, Ascomycota, Saccharomycetes, Saccharomycetales, Saccharomycetaceae. The coding region runs from base 1 to 4941 and encodes 1646 amino acids. Gene Ontology annotation, biological process: mitotic actomyosin contractile ring assembly actin filament organization; regulation of actin cytoskeleton organization; regulation of GTPase activity. Gene Ontology annotation, cellular component: mitotic actomyosin contractile ring; cytoplasm. The record is from RefSeq and is marked provisional. Gene Ontology annotation, molecular function: actin filament binding; GTPase activator activity; calmodulin binding.